Molecule: messenger RNA, 2043 nt
Organism: Cylindrotheca closterium
Lineage: Eukaryota; Bacillariophyta; Bacillariophyceae; Bacillariales; Bacillariaceae
Source: the annotation of a GenBank genome assembly
AUGUCAUCGGCUAGAACAAAAAAAGGAGCAAGUGCCCGUGCCGGUGCCGGUGCCGGUGCAGCAAGUGCCCGUGCUGGAAAAAAAGAGAAAAAGACCAAAGCAAAAAAGGGAGCUGCCGCUCUGGAUGCUAGUGGCUCGACUCAUGGAGAAUACAAUCAAUUGGGCCUCUUGGAAGUCGUCCAACAGCGAUUUCUGAAAGAUGUCUUUGAUAAUGCCAAAGCUGGUCACUCUGGUUGGAAGAUCUUGAUCGUAGAUGAUCCAUCAAUGAAGGUAAUUUCAGCAACUGUUGGUAUGUACGAUAUCAUGGAACGGCAGAUUUCUUUGGUCGAAUCUUUGGAUAAGAAGAGAGCUCCAUUCAAAGAUAUGGCAGCCAUCUAUAUAUUAUCACCAACUAUAGAAAGUGUAGAGAAGCUAGUGGCGGACUAUCAGGAUAAGUCAAAGCUUCUAUAUGGCGAUUCAGCCUUUGUAUACUUCCUGGGUCCCGUACCAAAGCAACUUCUUGAAAUGGUUACGCAAUGCAAGCAGCUGGUGAAGCGCCUGAAAGCUCUUUCGGAGAUUAACGUCGACUUUUUGGUGAAGGAAGAUCGGGCAUUCAAACUAGACGUGGAUGCCGAAUUCAGCCAGUAUUAUGCAGGAAAGGCGGGAAAAGAAGCAGAGACUGCAAUCGCUGAGAAGUUGGUUACACUUUGUGCUUCGCUGAACGAAUAUCCAUACAUUCGAUACAAUCAAUCAUCAGGACCCUGCACCAGUCUUGCCACAAAGUUCAAAAAGAAGAUGGAUAAAUUUGUAUCCAAGAAUCCCAACUGGUGGUAUCAUGGAAGUGGAAAGAGUGGCAAGCAAAGUACGGAAUUGGAACGAUCAACAAUCUUGCUGUUGGAUCGUGCAUCUGAUUGUCUGACCCCUUUGAUGCACGACUUUACCUACCAAGCCAUGGUCCAAGAUUUAUUAGAGAUUGAUGGUGACAAAAUCACUGUUAACGUAGAAAGUGCCGAUAAUCCUGAUGAUUACGAUGCCAAGGAUGUCUUGCUGAAUGAUAAGGAUAAGCUGUGGGUUGAAUUGCGUUCAAAGCACAUUGCUGAGGUUAUUGAGAUCCUGUCGACGCGAAUUUCGGAAACUGUUAACUCUGGUUCUGGAAAUGCUUUGGGAGGUUCUGGGAAGGAUGUUUCUCUGACUGAGCUUGCGUCAGCCUUGAAGGCAUUGCCAGAAUACCGUGAAGUCAUGGCAAAAUUAUCCCAGCACAUGCACAUUUCUCGUGAGUGUAUGGACAAGUUCAGUGCCGAAGGUCUUAUCGACCUGAGUGAAAUUGAACAAACACUAGCCACUGGGGUAGACGAAGAUGGCGAUAAGGUCGAUACAGAUGACCUCGUUGGUAUGGUCGAGCAAUCCCUUUUGCGAAUGAAUGAUUCCCAAUCACGUCUUCGCCUUGUCUUGAUUGCCAUCGUCGGCCUAGGAAAGAAACUGUCUGACAGAGAUAGACUGCUUCGUGCAGCAAAGUUGGAUCGGGAUCAAAUGUUGGCUCUGGACAGUGUUGAGAAACUCAGUGCUGGUGGAGGCACACCGAUGGAACGAAAAAAGAAAAAGAAGGGUGGAGGCGGUUUAUUCAGUAAAUUCAAGGGGGGCACCGAUGACGAAGAGGAGGAGAGCGAAUAUGCAUCGAGCCGAUACGUACCCAUUCUGAAGGACAUUCUUGAUGACCUGGUAGCAAACACAUUGAGCCUUGACGACUUUCCCAGUGUUGUUCCCAUGCCACCUUCAGCCACCGUUGCUUCUGGCAGCAAGAGUGCGAGAAGCGCCCGAAGUGCGAAGCCUAGUGCUCGAGCAAAGGGUGCUAGCAAAUGGGGCAAAGGUGAUGCUAAAGCUGGAGCUGAGGCUAUCGCUUUUACCGGUUCUCGAAAUCUUGUCUUUAUGCUUGGGGGAUUGGCGUACUCAGAGAUGAAGGUGGCGCGCAAGGUGAUGGAAAAGGAAUCUCGGGAAAUCAUUAUUGGAUCUACAGACUUUAUGAACCCAGAGGAUUUCACAAAUGCUUUGCAAACCCUCAAUUAA